AUGUCUUUCCUUGAGCGCAAAACAACGCGCAUUACCGGAAACACGCCUCAAAAUGACCGUCGUAACUCCACCAUAGGUGGGGGGUCGUCAGGCCAGGUUCCUAAUGCAAAGAAGCCUCGCUCACGACCCCCGAAAUCGCUACGUGACCGUCUUCCCUUUCCACAAAGUACACUGCCUCCUUCGUCUGGACCCUACUCGAUUGCGAACAUGGAAAUCGAGGUGCCUGUCGAGAAUCCACGAACCAUAUCUGACAUAAAACGAGACGGGCGGCAUCUGCUGCAAUUGGAGACGGUGCUUUUCACACUCUACUAUCCUGCAGCUUUUGGCACUGGCGAAGGGCAGGACCCAGCAGGGCACAAAGACUGGAGUCGCGAGACUUGGCUCCCUCGACCGCGCAUACAAACAGCAAGAGGAUAUGCGCACUUUGCCGGCGUUCCGGACUGGACGUUGAUCAGUUUCUUGGGUGCAACUUCCAUGCUCACUAAGCUCAGAGGCUUCCGUAACAGCCCGCCAGCUACACACUGGCCGCCCGAGGGCAAUUCCAAGAACAAUGGGUACAAAAUCAAGAACCAACAAGGGCCGCCUCCAAACGGUCAUGACGGGGAGCCGGUAUUCCCCCUGCUGAUGUUCAGCCAUGGUCUUGGAGGCACAAGGACAGCAUACUCCAGUCUGUGCUCCGAGUUUGCUAGUUACGGCUUCGUUGUCUGUGCGGUUGAACAUCGUGACGGGUCAGGUCCAAGGACAUUUGUCAACCACAGAAAGCAGAAGACCAGAAGUAAAGACCAUAAAGGAGGGGCAAAACCAAACAAAGCGGACUGUGGAGGAGACAAAGAAUGCGAGCAGGAGUGGAAAAGAUGGAAAAACGUGGACCAUACCGACGAAGAAAUAAGGAAGGGAAAUCACCACAUCGAUUACAUCUUUCCUAAAGGCAACCGAAAGGACACAGCACCCAACAAUGAGCGUGGCGUCGACCAAGAAUUGCGGAACGCUCAGAUUGAACUACGAUUGUGUGAGCUGGAAGAAGCCUACAAUGUCUUGAAGAAGAUAUGUGCUGGAGAUGGCGAGGAGGUUGCCCGCCAGAAUUUACGUAGCGAAGGCUUCGUCGGUGGGUCCUCAAGAGGCCUUCAAGGCGUUCAAUGGGGGCAAUGGAAAAACAGAUUUCACGUCGACAAGAUGACCAUGGCCGGGCACAGCUUCGGCGCCGCCACUGUGGUUGAAGUUCUGAGACACACAGAUCGCUUCAAGAAUGUACAGGCUGGCAUCAUCUACGAUAUCUGGGGUGCGCCUAUUAAACCACCUGCGGAAUCUCCUAAGCAUCGCAUCCACCUGCCGCUGCUGGGUAUCAAUAGCGAGGCAUUCAUGUAUUGGCAGCAAAAUUUUGAUGCUGUCAUAUCGUUAAUGAAGGAAGCUAAGGAUAGCGGAGCGCCAGCAUAUCUUCUCACAGUCCGAGGAUCGGUACACAUCAGCCAGUCGGACUUCUCGCUGUUAUACAAGGGCGUCACCAAUCUCCUCAUGAAGGCUACGGUACACCCACAGAGAGCAAUCGACCUCAAUGUAAGCGCUUCACUCGAAUUUCUUCGUCUCGUAGCUCCGGAUGCUGGCUCUGGCAAAACUUUGAUCAAUCGUUGCAUGACCUAUGAAGGCUUGUUGGAAACCGAGCUGCUCGAGGAGGUACCCGACGAGCACCGUCCAGCCGAUCAGUGGAUAGCAGCUAGACUAAAGGUCCCCCACGAAUUUCGUACACGGCUUACUGCUGGAGUGCAAAGGAGAUUCAAGCGAAACGAGAAGGGAGAAACAGUCCAUAGGACAGGGGAUGAAAUUUGGAUGCAUUUCAAGCCCACGGCGGGAGAGCUUGAGCGAUGGAUUCAAGAAGAUAACCGGGGUGAGGAGAGGAUUGAUUCUGACCACGCCACGAAAACGGGCCCAUGGACAGAUAAUCCCGCCACACAUGAGCCUCAUGGCGACAAAGACGACUCGAAAAACAACGGACAUGGCGAUCCAUCGUGUGCAGAUGCUUCGUCGAAGCGAUCGUUAUCGAAAGACAUUGGCAAUAGAGCGAACGAUGGAGUAGAGUCUAGCAGUCAUACAGGACUAAGCAAGGAUGAGAACAAUUCUACGCUCAAGAAUGAUAGAGAAGAACAAGGACGAGCCUACGUUGCGGGCGAUAGAUCACAGUAA
Messenger RNA from Ascochyta rabiei, 2178 nucleotides. Its product is annotated as 1-alkyl-2-acetylglycerophosphocholine esterase. Lineage: Eukaryota; Fungi; Ascomycota; Dothideomycetes; Pleosporales; Didymellaceae. The coding region runs from base 1 to 2178 and encodes 725 amino acids. The transcript has 2 exons. Gene Ontology annotation, molecular function: 1-alkyl-2-acetylglycerophosphocholine esterase activity. The record is from RefSeq and is a predicted model, not a curated record.